Nannizzia gypsea CBS 118893 is the source of this 6540-nucleotide messenger RNA. RefSeq names its product helicase SEN1. Gene Ontology annotation, cellular component: nuclear body. Gene Ontology annotation, biological process: termination of RNA polymerase II transcription. Bases 1 to 6540 code for a protein of 2179 amino acids. The transcript has 5 exons. The record is from RefSeq and is a predicted model, not a curated record. Lineage: Eukaryota; Fungi; Ascomycota; Eurotiomycetes; Onygenales; Arthrodermataceae. Gene Ontology annotation, molecular function: zinc ion binding; helicase activity; transcription termination site sequence-specific DNA binding.
AUGGCGGAAUUAAUGAACACGCUCGAGGAGCUAAAGAGCCUGCCUGAAGAGCUUCACCUUCUGUGCCCUCGUAAAAAUGACAGUGAUAUGGAGCAGUACAACAAAUACACUGAAAAUGAUAACAAAGCCAAUGAGACCAGUGGUGCUCAGACGAACGCUGAUAUACUUGAGAGAAUAUCGGAGGCUGCCGCCCGUCGAGAGAAAUUCCUCUCGUGUAUACAACUACUUGCCUUCAGCGGCGAAGAGGUUGAAGCACACCAGCAAUGGAUAUGGAGGCGUCUCGAGGAGACAUUGGAGAGAUGUGAUAUUUGCAUCAAAGAAUACUACAAAGGGAAAAUAUGGCUAAUUGAAACUUUGGGUGAAAGCUACGAUGAGUCUGAGGUGGAAAAGUUCAGUAAAAUGCUGGAUGAUUGGGAUAUAGCCAGAGUUGGGAAGAACCUGGAUAAAGCUGCCAGUAUGCUCGCGAGUAUCCCCCCUGGGCAGCGUAAGAUAAGCAUACUCGAUCGAGCCUCUAUGCUCUCCAUUUUUGAAGCUCUAAGCUCUACACCCGUUCUAGGGAACGAUGCAUUUCUCCAUGAACAUUUUGACGAGCCGUUUAAGAUGGUACAAAGCUCACGCGCUCUAAAAAUCACAGAAUAUGUACCUGCCGCUACGCAGUUUCUUUUCGACAAAUACAAACAUAGAAAUGACUGGGCUGUGUUUACUUGGUCAAAGCUAGGCAGGCCACCGACGACUACGGAGUUUGACUGUGCAAUCAAGGAGCCUUUACUUGCAGCUUUACGUCGGGCGUCCAGCCCUCCAUUUGAUCCGGACUUUGUUGACUCGCUAUGGCGUGGAGUCACUAUCAUAAUUAAGGGAUUGAACAAGGACCAAAUCACCCAUAACCUUCGAGGACUUGAGCUCGACCCUUGCCGACUAUCUGUUGACCACCUGGCUAUUCAAGCUCCGGCUUUACGAUCGGUUAUCAACACGAUACAUGCUCUCCUGAAGAAAUCUCCAAACGACUUCUGGGAUGCCAUGCAAACUAUCUCACCACAAGCUAUUAUCGAACAGAUUUUUUACAAUCCACAGUAUGAAAGAUUUUUAAUGGCUACUGAAAAUGACGAGUCGUUGGCUGAGUCCCCCCUGAGGGAUAUGUUGUCAUGGAUAGAUCCGUUUAUCAUGUCUCUCAAGAAUACCCACCAGCCACAAGCAUGUCGGUUCCUAGUUCACCAGCUUCUCAACCGCCUCCAGGAGUCCCGAUUCCCUACCAUCGUCAGGUACCAUUGCUUCAGGAGUGGGCUUACGGUUCUUUACCGUACCUUGCGGAGCUUCACGGAUAAUGAGGAUUCAAGAGGUUCUGUGGCCACCAUCGUUCUAUCCGAAAUGAUGGAAGUUAUAAGUGACAAUAUCAAACAUUUCCUCAACCCUCCACAAUUUGAUGUCGACGGGAGUGAGGUAGAGAUUUCUACCCUUUGUAUGGAUGUGGUACGGAACACACUAGCAUUGGAAUGCCAGUCUCUCAAGUCGGACUAUGAAACCAUUCUCCGUGAAAAUACACUACAGCACGGCGUUAGCACAUAUACGGCACCUAUAUGGGACGCGGUAGUCCAGCACCUUGAUGAAAAGAAUUUAGCUCUCUCCUCUGCAGCGCUAAGGGGUAUCUUGCCUCUCGUAGGGCUUGAGAAAUUCCAGACAAAGGGGGAGAAUACGAAGGAAAAGACACAUUUUAAUGUCAUAUAUGGCCACCUUACUCAUCUCGCAUGCCAGAUCCUUGAGAGACUAUCCGAUUUUAGGCCUGAACAUCUUGAUGAACUAUUUAGGGCUCAGGAGACGAAUGGUUCUUUGACAUCUGCAUUAUUCUCUGCCGACUUAAAUACAUAUCAGGCCGCCGUGGAUCUGAUAAAAGCUGUCAGUGGUCAGCUGGGGCGCAAGGAAGCAAUCUCUCACCUACUACAGUCGUUUUGUGCCUCAACAAUGUUCGGUUUCAGCUGGUCUUUUCGACGGAUUUCCAACAUGAAAACAUUCGCAUCAGCUCCCAGAAUGCUUAAAACUGGCACAGAUAUCAUCGAGGUCCUAUGUGAUUCUCAAACCGGAAUACUAAGAACUCGGAAGCUCAACGACUCAAAAGAAGUAUACUUCUUGCAGAGGCUAUGGGAGUACCAGUGGUUGGCGCUCUCCACCAUCUUCAGUCAAACCGAAAAAUGGCAUAGAAUGGGUGUUGAUAGGUCAAUCAUGCUGGAGUUCUGUCGAGACACUAUCCAAUUUGCUGAGCUUCUCUUCGAUCAGUUUCCGAUCUUUGCUACUGCUGUUGGAGAGGCGGACCCGGCACAAGCUGCCUCCGCAAAGAGCAACCUCCUUCGAUACCCAACUACCACGAUGAAUGCCAUGGUAAAAUGGCUACGUCUAAAGGACGAGUACCUUGCGACUACACUGGUUGGGAUCGUUUCAAAGGUGCUUCGCCGCCUUGGGGAUUUGAAUGCAACGGUUCAGGAGGAGGCCUUGGAUGUUAUCAAAGAUGUUGCUUUGACUGCAAAAAUCAAGACAAUUUUGACGGACAGUGAAAAGGCUGAACUGGUGAGAUCUAUGGAGGCCUAUUAUAAGAAACCCCUGGUCACUCCUAUACCGGCUCCUCCUCCCAAAAAGAAACAAAGCUCGAUCACUUCCUUCGCUAGACCUGUGGACCCUUCAACCAUUGUUAAACCCGAAUCUAAACGGGUUAAGGAGGAGGAACAUGAAAGUGAUCUUGAUAUUCCGGACGACGUUUUAAUUGAGCUCUCUAGCUCUGUUGAAAUCAAUAAGGCUAGAAUAGCCGCUCAGAAGAAGCCUACUCCCCGACUUGGCGCACCUUCUAAACCUCUCCCACCAUUGGCCCCAUUAGCAAAACCGGCUCACAAUGUCCUGUCAUUCCGUGAAAAGCGUGAGAGGGAAAAGGAGGCCAAAAAGAAACGCGACAUGAUAGAGCUGGCCAAGGUGAAGAAGCACUUACCUUUACGUGGUAUGAGUGAGCAGACAGCGUCACAAGGUUCCGGUCUAAGCGGCCUUAAUAUCGGAGUCGUUGAGCAUAAACCAGCGGACAGUAUGAUGGUUUCUUCAGAUUCGGACUCGGACUCUGACAGUGAUGAUAACGGAGAUGAAGAUAUGGCUGGAAAGCGGGUAUCUUUAAAACCAGAGGCUGUGAGAGCGUAUGAAGAAAGCCGAAAGAAACUCCUACAGCGAGUGCCUGUCAAGAAAACAAAGAUUAUUCGUUCUGCUAAGGAUAUGCGGGCACGGCUUGCUCCGGAUCUUUCUUCUCUUCAUAAGACGUUAUUAAGCUGGGAUUUCUUUGCAGCAAGCGUUCUACCUCCCAACUGUGGUCGAACUGACUACACGCUGGUUUCCAAUACUUUCGCCAACGCAUUAGAGUAUCAAAAAACUUUCGAGCCAUUGUUGAUCCUUGAAGCCUGGCAAGGGUUCCAAACUGCUAGGGAGGAUGCAACUUUUAAAGAGUUUGAAAUCAAAGUUGCGAACCGCCUUUCAGUCGACUCAUUUGUGGAGGUUAGCACAAUCAUGGAACCUCAACAGGUCAAAGACCUAGGCCUGGGAGAAGCCGAUUUGGUUCUGCUAUCCCGCUCAAACAAACCCGCUAUUGAUUCAAGUGCACCUCAUUGUCUCGGGAGAAUAUCUGGAAUCAAGAAGAAGAAAGGAAUAGUGGAGGUAUCCUAUCGCAUUAAUCCCAGUGGCCCAAUGGCUAGUGGAAUUGGACCCGGGGGUGGGCUGUUUGGUGUAAAGAUCACAUCCCUUACACCCCUUGAACGAGAAUACGGUGCAUUGAUGGCUCUUCAAUAUUACGACUUGAGCGAGGAGAUUAUAAAAGCAAAGCCAUCUCCUAUACUGAACUAUGGUCCUGAAAGCUUGAAAUCUAUCCUGGCCACUUAUGACCUCAAUCUUGCACAAGCAAAGGCCAUCAAAUCGGCCGUGGAUAAUGAUGCUUUUACCUUAAUUCAGGGGCCCCCUGGUUCUGGAAAGACCAAAACCAUAGUUGCAAUUGUUGGAGCAAUUCUAACGCCCAUCUUAGCAGAGAGAAGAGUAUCUCAGCCAAAAAUAUCCACUGACUCAGUACAGGCAAACAAGUCAGCUACAUCUAAGAAACUUCUAGUCUGCGCACCUAGCAACGCGGCUGUUGAUGAGCUAGUGAUGAGGUUUAAGGAGGGAGUGAAGACCCUCAAUGGGAAGACACAGCCGAUUUCCGUCAUUCGGUUAGGCCGAAGCGAUGCCAUUAACGCGAAUGUGCUAGACGUUACAUUAGACGAACUGGUCAACGCCAAAUUGAGCCAGAAUGGCCCAGCGAAAAAUGGAGAGGAGCGCGAUUUACAAAGCUAUUUCAACGAACACAAGGAGACGUCUACCAAAUUCACAGAGAUACGACAAAGGAUUGAUCAAUGCAGGGCGAGAGCGGAACCCGUUCCUACCGAACUUGAACGAGAAUUCGACCUUCUAAAACGAAAGAAAGCUCAGCUAAGUCAAGCCAUUGACAAUGCUAGAGACAAAAACCAUUCUGCAGCACGAAAUGCUGAGUUGACGCGAAGACGAAUACAACAGGAAAUCAUCGACGGAGCCCAUGUUAUCUGCUCCACCCUUAGCGGCAGUGGUCACGAAAUGUUCCAAAGCUUGAGCAUUGAAUUUGAGACGGUUGUCAUAGACGAAGCUGCCCAGUCUAUUGAAUUGAGCGCUCUCAUUCCUCUCAAGUACGGCUGCUCUAAGUGUGUUCUUGUUGGAGAUCCCAAACAGUUACCUCCAACAGUGUUAUCGAAGGAGGCCUCUCGAUUCCAGUACGAGCAAAGUUUGUUCGUUCGAAUGCAAGCAAACCAUCCAAACGAUGUCCAUCUUCUGGACACUCAGUACAGGAUGCAUCCAGAGAUUAGCAAAUUCCCAAGCCAAGCAUUUUAUGACGGGAAACUACAAGAUGGUCCUGGAAUGGCUCCGCUGCGGAAAAAGCCAUGGCACGGAAGCGAGCUUCUCGGGCCAUACCGAUUUUUUGAUGUCCAGGGAAUGCAUUCUAGUGCUGCCAAAGGCCAUUCUUUAGUAAACAUUGCAGAACUUACGGUAGCAAUGCGCCUCUACGAACGGCUCCUAGCGGAUUACAGGAACUACGAUUUUGCAGGGAAGAUUGGCAUAAUUACACCUUACAAAGGCCAGUUGAGAGAGCUUAAGUCUCGGUUUGCUGCGAAAUAUGGCAGCUCAAUAUUUACUGCUGUUGAGUUUAAUACCACAGAUGCAUUUCAAGGAAGAGAGUGUGAGGUUAUCAUAUUCUCCUGUGUUCGGGCGUCUGAUCGAGGAAUAGGGUUUUUGUCCGAUAUUCGUCGAAUGAACGUUGGACUGACACGAGCGAAGUCAUCGCUUUGGGUGCUUGGAAACUCUCAAUCUCUAGUCCGAGGUGAAUUUUGGAGAGCUUUGAUCCACGAUGCCCGAGAUCGUCAGCUUUAUACCGAAGGAGACAUCCUAAAGAUCCUGCAGAAGCCUCAGAUUAGCCUGGAUAUGGAAAUGAAUAACGUGGAAAUGGUGGAUGCUCCUGCAGAAUCCGGCGUUAUCUCAACUCCUUCGUCGAGACCAGGUUCAUCCAUAGCUGGAGGCAGCAACUCAAGACCACCAUCCAGAAUAUCAAAUCCCCAGUCAGCAGCCGAAUCUUUGCUGAGCGAGCCGCCCCUGGGAAGUGCAGCAGGCACGCCUGUUGCAUACCCUCCGGAUGGCCCUUCAGGGGGAAAAUCUGGGCUAAAUGAAUUGGCUAUGUGCGGAUAUUGCGGAAGCCAUCAACAUAUGACGCACAACUGUGAUAACAUAGAUGCCAAAAUAGCCUGUCAGGGAACUUGCCGGCGAUGCGGAGACGAGACGCAUUCGAUACGGGAUUGCAAGACCGAGCGCUGCAUUCAAUGCGGAGAAAUUGGCCAUCUUGCAAAAGGCUGCAAAUCCUCAACGGUACUACCCAAAUGGGAGAAAAAUAAGAUCGUCAAAGAGGAGACCCAUCACAAGAAUAUGCAGCAAGCGAGAGUAGAAAGGCAAAAAAAGAAGGCUAUUGCUGCUCACGAUCCAAAAGUACCCCUUAUACAGGUUCCUGGAAAGAAACCUUCAGCUGAGAACACAACGCCUCAACGCAGCAACGGCCCUGGAAAAAGGAAGCGAUCUGAUUUGAGUAAUCCCCAAGCUUCGGGUGACCCAAAAAUGAUGCGACUUGAUCAGAGCACUGCAUCGUCGACUCCUCCGAAAGAACCUAAAGUGAAGAGGCAAGAAGACAGUUCCUCUGCAGCAGCACUGGCACCUACUGCCAAUCUGCCAAAAGUCCCGAGAGGACGAAAACCGGAUCCCCACAGCGUUGCGCCGCCCCCAAGUGACCUUGUAAUACCAUCGCGAGAUAGCCGCGAGAGUCGCCCAAUUGCUACCGAACCACCCCCUCCGACGGCCAAUAAGGCUGGCGACUCAAGCAGCGGCCCUCCUAUGCGGCCAAAAGGCGACAGACGGCCUCCUCCGCCUCCAAUGCGCAAAAAGAAGCCUGCAGAUGUCUUUAUUCGUCCAAAACGCAGGUAA